Cetraspora pellucida is the source of this 375-nucleotide messenger RNA. The record is from the annotation of a GenBank genome assembly. NCBI's taxonomy places the organism in Eukaryota, Fungi, Glomeromycota, Glomeromycetes, Diversisporales, Gigasporaceae.
AUGGCAUCAUUUGUAAACAAACACUGUAAAGAUAGCCAGUGGAAUGCUAAAAUAGCAAAUGGCUGUUGGUGUACAUAUAAAAAGAUAUAUAUGGAAACUCGAAUGUUAGCUAAUAAAUCUGGAUGGGGAUUAACCGAAGAUCAUAAAAAAGGGAUUAUAACUAUAGAAGCUAAAUUGGAUGAAUUAUGUUCAUAUUUUAGUCGAAUUGACACUAUUUAUAGAGAAAAACAAAAUGUUCAACCUUCUUUUCUUGAGAAUUUCAGAUUAAAUAAUGAAGAUAAUAUAAAAUCGAAUGAUAUUCAGGAACAAAAUGAUGAAUUACAAUCUGAUAAAUAUUAUAUAUUUAAAAAUUCUAUUUUGAAUUAUUUAAAAUAA